AUGUGUUCCAUCGCCGCCGAGAACGUCUUUGGCCCAACAGUGGCUCCAGACUGUCGAAAUGGGUUCGACUUUACUCUGCUGUUUGAGGAGGCAUUCUUUGUCAUUGCUCCUUGCAGUAUCCUUCUCUUGACUCUGCCGUUGCAGUUAUAUCGAUUAACGACUCAACGGCCUCAGGGAUCCUCCGCUGGUCCUGUUCUCUACGUAAAGCUGCUAAGCCAUCUCAUUUCCACGGUCGUCAAGGUCACGCUCCUCAUUCUUCUUGUCGUUCCCGACCUCCAUGUCCCCAAGACCCGUGCCACGAUCGCCGCCGCGGCGGUAUCUGCGGCCGCCUCUAUCGCUGCGCUUGCCCUGUCAUAUUGGCAGCAUCGUCGGUCGCCGAGGCCUUCAACUAUCCUGACGCUUUUUUUGGGCUCAUGUAUUCCCUUGGAUGCGGUUCGCGCUCGAACAAUUUGGGCAGUACAAACCAGGACAUUCUUUAUUGUCUUUGUUGUCGGUCUGGGAUGUGAUACCGUCAAGUUCGUCUUCGAAUGCCUGGAGAAGGCAAGACAUCAGCCCCAUGAUCUGGAUCAGCUGCCCCGUGAGACCACUGGCAACGUAUUCAAUCGGAAUUUCUUCUGGUGGCUCAAUCCGUUGCUGGUCCGCGGCUUCAAGGAGGUCCUGGAGGUCGAGAAACUGUCCGCCAUUGAUGAACGUGUGAACAAUGAGACGGACGCGGAUGUCUUUGCAAGGAAAUGGGACGCUGUCGUCUUCAAAUCGUCGUCGGCGCUGAUUCUCCUGCUUCUCGUCCACCAUCGGUGGGCUAUUGUCGCUGCGGUCAUUCCUCGUCUCGCGCUGACAGGUUUCACCUUUGCCCAACCUUUCCUGUUGACUAGAAUCAUUAGCUACAUCACUGAACCCAACGGCGCGCUGACUGCCGACUACGGCACCGGUCUCAUCGUCGCCACCGUCCUCAUCUACGUCGGCCUUGCCAUCACACAAGCCAACAAUCAACACAAGACAUACCGGCUUAUCGCCAUGAUACGCAACAGCCUUGUUCCCCUGGUGUACCGGCAGACCUUGCGUCUGGAUGUUGGUUCGGUCCGCGAUUCUGCCGCACUCACCCUCAUGAGCGUCGACAUUGAGCGUAUUAGCUCUGGGUUGCGAUAUGUUCACGAAAUUUGGGGCAGUCCAAUUGACGUCGCUCUUGCACUUUGGUUGUUGCAGCGACAGCUCGGUGUCGCUGCAGCGGCGCCGGCUGGUAUCUUUGUGGUAUGUAGUGUGCUUGGCCUCGGAGUUGCGAGCACCAUGGGAGCACGUCAGCGUCGUUGGCUCGAAGGCAUCCAGGAGAGAGUUCGAGUGACAUCGGAAAUGCUCAAAAGCAUGAAGGAGAUCAGGUUGAGCGGGUUGCAGGCUUCCAUGGCGUCGAAGCUACAAAGUCUGCGGGCCCACGAGAUUUCACAGUCGCGACCUUUCAAGAAGGCAUUGGUAGCUAUUGUGACAUUGUCUUUUACCACUGCCGCCUCCGGUCCCUUGUUGGCAUUCACAAUGUACACUCUUCUAGCCACGCGAGAUGGAACCCGUGCUCUCGACUACGACAAAGCGUAUACCUCCUUGUCGCUGUUGGCCCUGCUGCAGACUCCGAUGGCACUUAUUCUCGACGCCAUUGCCGGGGUAGUCACUGCUGUCGGAGCCUUGCAGCGCAUCGGCGAAUAUUUGGCUAAAUCUGCCGCAUGCGCUCCCGAGCAGGAUGGCGAUGCUGGAACAAGGCGGCUGUCAUCCCUGUUGCUGUCCUACCCCUCAUUCGGCGAAACGGAGAAACAGAGGGACACAAUCGUCUACAUGCGCGACUUUAGCGCCGGAUGGGACGAGAAGAAACCAUUUGUCAUCAAGAAUCUGAGCAUCGAGAUCCUCUCCUCGAGCAUCAACUUUGUCGUCGGACCCAUGGCGUGUGGCAAGACAACGCUGCUCCAUGCCGUCCUCGGUGAGACCGUCCACACCGAGGGCAUCGUGCAGGUGUCUCCCUCCAGAAUCAGCUUCUGUUCUCAGACGGCGUGGAUUAGCAAUGAUACGAUCCAGCGGAAUAUCCUUGGGACGAACCUCUUUGUGCAGGCCUGGUAUGACAAGGUGGUUGACACGUGUGCGUUGCGAGAAGAUAUCCGGAGUUUUCCUCAUGGAGACCAAGAGGUCAUUGGCAAUAGUGGAAUGACGCUGAGCGGAGGUCAAAAGGCACGAUUGGGAAUUGCGAGGGCUAUUUAUGCCCGGGAGAAGCUCCUCUUGCUAGACGAUGUAUUCAGUGGGUUGGAUGCAAAAACCGAAGAGCGCAUUUUCCACAACCUAUUUGGCGCCAAUGGACUACUCAAGGAGGGAGAUACAACUGUUAUUCUGGCUACAAAUGCAGUCCAUCGGAUCGCCUAUGCGGACAAUGUUAUAGUUCUCGACAGCAAUGGACGCCUGGCGGAUGAAGGUACUUACAAGGAGGUGAAUGCAUCGGCGAGUGAGAUCACGCUCGCGCCCGCGCCUAGUAUACCUGCGGAGAAGAGGGAGCCUCCUGGAGAGACAAUUAUGGGAACCUCGAGGCCGCCUUCCCUGAUUGAAACUCCUCAAGGAAGCGAACGGCGGACUGGGGACAUGACUGUCUACAAGUACUAUGUCCAAGCUGUUCACCCUUGGAAUGCGGUAAUCUUUGUCAUCGCAUGUGCCAUGUUUGUUAUUGGCCUCAGUUUACCUCAAUUCGUGGUGAAAUGGUGGCUUCAAACCAGCGAUGAGUAUACGAUCAGCCACCGGGGCCAGUUUUUGGGAAUCUACGCUGCACUGGCUGGUCUCUCCAUUGUCUCACUUGCCGUCGGCGCUUGGCAACUGACUGAGCGAAUGCUCGCCCGAGCCUCGACCCAUUUUCAUAACACCCUCCUAAGCACCGUCCUGAAUGCGCCCCUACGGCUGUUCUCAACGACAGACAUUGGCACCAUCAUCAACCGCUUUGCGCAGGAUCUACAAUUGGCAGAUAUGGAACUACCGCUGGCGCUGUUCAACACCACUGUCGAGCUGCUGAUGUGUGUGGCCCAGCUCGUCAUUAUCGCCGUGGCUUCGAAGUACAUCGGCAUCGCUCUACCGGCCCUGCUGGGUGUCUUUUAUCUUGUACAGAAGUUCUACCUCCGGACGGCCCGCCAGCUGCGUCUUCUUGACAUCGAAGCCAAAGCCCCCCUGUUCUCUCGCUUCCUCGAGGUGCUGUCCGGGCUGGUGACCAUCCGCGCCUUCGGAUGGCAGGACGAGUUCGAGCGCCGCAACCGCCAGGCCUUUGAUAUCUCUCAGAAACCCUUCUAUCUGCUGUUCUGUGUCCAGCGCUGGCUCAAUCUCGUCCUCGAUCUGGUGGUAGCAGCCAUCGCCGUGAUCGUCGUAGCCAUCGCUGUGCGCACAAAGGGCGGCGUUGACGCGGGAUUCCUCGGCAUUGCGCUGGUCAAUAUCGUGCAGUUCAGCAUCAGUAUCAAGACCUUGCUGUCCAACUGGACGCAGCUGGAGAUAUCCAUCGGCGCAGUGGCGCGCAUUCGCUCCUUUGCCAAAGAUACCACCUCUGAUGAGGAGGAGCGUUUGGAAGAAGACGCGCUCCGGAGCAUCCCGCCGUGCUGGCCUGUAAAGGGCCAUAUCGAGUUUCGGAAUGUGACGGCCGCAUACGAGGGCUCUGCGCAGAUGGUGAUUAAGGAGUUGAACCUCACGAUCCAACAUGGCGAGAAAAUAGCUCUGUGUGGGAGGAGUGGAAGCGGCAAAUCGUCCCUGGUUUCGGCUCUAUUCCGCCUCCUGGAUAUCUCCCAGGGCACAAUCACUGUCGACGGGAUAGACAUCAGUACCAUCCCCCGCGAAACAUUAUAUACCCGCAUUGUCUGCGUCACACAGACGCCCCAUCUCCUGUCGGGCACAAUCCGAGAAAACAUCGACCCAUUCGGCACCGCCUCCGACCCAGCCAUCGAGCACGUCUUGAAGGAAGUCAAACUCUGGGACACAGUGGAGUCACUGGGCGGGAUCAGCGUCUCCCUGACUGAUGAUCACUUCAGUGUGGGGCAGAAGCAGCUGUUGUGCCUGGCACGGGCCAUGAUUCGGGCCAGCUCGAUCCUCAUUCUCGACGAGGUGACGGCCAGCGUCGACUGGGAGACCGAUCAGCUGGUGCAGAAGAUCAUCCGCGAGCAUUUUGCGGAGAGGACGAUCAUCACCAUUGCGCAUCGGAUCUCCACCAUCCUGGAUGCGGACCGCGUGGCUGUCAUCUCGGAGGGGGAGGUCGUUGAGUUGGCCGCGCCCAGCGAGUUGCUCGCGCGCGAUCCUCCCAGUUUGUUUCGGGGAUUAUACAAUGCCAGCACUAUGAAUCUGGAUGCUAUUUGA
Molecule: messenger RNA, 4347 nt
Organism: Aspergillus pseudoviridinutans
Lineage: Eukaryota; Fungi; Ascomycota; Eurotiomycetes; Eurotiales; Aspergillaceae
Exons: 10
Coding region: 1-4347 (1448 amino acids)
Biological process (GO): transmembrane transport
Cellular component (GO): membrane
Molecular function (GO): ATP hydrolysis activity; ATP binding; ABC-type transporter activity
Source: RefSeq, a predicted model, not a curated record